CACACAAAUUAAAACGUACAGACUGAAAAAGGACGACCAGCUUGGUUAGGCCUAAAAAAAUUGUUUGGUUAGGGUUACAUCCUUUUCAAAAAUAGGCCUUAUUAUGAACGCCCCUUUAUGACGUCCUGAGGAUAAUCAUCAAACAUUUGCCAUUCUUUUUCGGUUACAGUAUGGAUGCAAAUACUGAAUCAUGAACGUUCGGAUUAACGCUGUUUUUAUCUGUUUAUAUAUUUUAUGUUUGGAGUUGGUGACGUCGCUUUCGGGACCACAUGUGUGUUCCAGGAAAGUGCUAAGAUCAUAUAGCGACUACACGUCAUGUGGGUUUUGGGGAUGGGGUCGAUGCCAUAGACGUCGCUACUACUUGGAAACCAAAGAAUUCUGCUGUGAAGACUGGACGGAGGACAACCAUGGCUCCUGUAGUAGACCAAUAUGCAGAGUGCCAUGCCAAAACGGAGGGACGUGCAUUGCUCCAAAUAAAUGCCAGUGUCCUCCUUCCUACGAUGAUGGAAGAUACUGCACCAACGUCCAAUGCUCACAUCUACACCCGUGUUUCCCUGGCUUGUGCACAUCGUCAAGCCGCUGUAGUUGUAUGGAUGGAUGGCAAGGGUCAAACUGCCUGACAUUUACGAACGGAGCGAACAUGCCAAAAUUGCUUUCAUGCGACGUUACUUUGAAAGAUGAUAGAAGAACCGAUUUGAAGAACCUUUUCUACAUGAAUGUGCCGUGUGCUACAUCCAAUGCGCCGAUCUGGAGUAACCAGGAUAAUUUCAAUUAUGUCAACUUUAAACUUAGUGCCAUAUUUGAACCGAUGUCUACGAUUUACCAAUCAGAAACCUAUGUUUCAACAUCAGGUUUCGGAAUCGUCUCAGGCAACGCCCAUAUUGUUCAUAGGAAAGUCAAUAAGGACCAAAGCGGUAAGCCUUUCAUCGCCUACAAUCACACGUUCAGCUGCUCUGAUGUCUCUAACACGAAUCCGUCGUCUGGUUUUAACUGCACCCUUUCACAAAAAGACUACAUAUACAGUAUUGAACAUGGUGACAACUUUACCGUGACGUUUAACGUGAAAAGUGGUGGGUUCCGGAAUCUGCGGAACAUAAACACAAAUAGAUUCUACAACACCAAUGUGUAUGAUGGCCAUACAGUGUCGGAUACUGUGGAGUUUAAAUUUGACUUUGUAGCCCCAAAGCAUUGUUCCGAACCAGACUCCGGAAGAACGUGUAGAUCAGGAGAAGAACCAAUCAGACUCAAUGACGAUUUAACAAAGAAUCCCAUAACACCACGAUGGUCCGGAUGGUUCGACACUCUUUCUGGACUCCUUGAAUACAGACUUGAGGCAUAUCUCCUCGAGCCUAAUAUUCAUGACGAGCUAAUUGAGCUAAAUCCACUGUCUCCUGUUUUCACCUACACUGAAAACAAUACCAACAACGUCGAAUUUCCGACAUUUACUCCUCCGAGGUCGGGGAUGUUUUCCGUCUUACUGACAGCCGUUGAUAUGGCUAGCAAUACAAAGAUUGCAAGGCGCCUUGUGUUGUUUGACGACUCGUCUGAAAUAACAAUUACAAAACCUGGUCUUCUUACGAAAAUGCCGAACCCUGAAGAUGUGGAACAGAUUGUCGUUGGAGACGGGGGGUUAUAUAUAGUCAGUGCUAUAAAGGAAACUGGAUAUUUGUGGCAAACAUCUAGCAAUGAUUCGAAAUCACAGAUUGAAAUCAACUGGGCAAAUCACUUCAAAAAUAAAGUACACGACGAAGGAAAAUUGCUGAAUAAAGUAUUACCUUACCCAACACAAUUCCAAGAUUUGGAAGACGAUGGAAUUCUUAGAAGCAAAAAAUACGUUGCUAUCGAUGACAAUGAAGGAGAUAGAACAUUGAAGGCGAUACCUAGUAAACAUGGACUUGUCAAAUUUGAGCUAAGUCGUGUUUAUACCGACGACAAAGAGAUCCCAACAAAAUGGGAGCCUAUACCAUUGGAGGAGAGCUAUGUAAUAUUUGAGAAACUCAACGAUGGGAGUCACGUUAGGGUUUGGCUGCGUGCGACUGACGUCAUGAACAAUACAGCUGUUGAUUACACUGAAGUUCAUAUUGACAACACACCACCGAGAUUCUUAGACGAGCAUCUUGAGAUGAACAUUAAAAAUGGGACAUAUACGUAUGCAUCGAGAGUUACGUUUCAAGCAUCGGACGAUGGUAGUGGUGUUCAUAAGCUGCAAAUGACGUUUUAUGUCGGAAACAGUUCUAUACCGAAGAAAGUAUACAAUGUUUCAGCAAACAAAAACGACACUGCAGGCAUAUGUGAAAAAGACCCAUCGUGUAACUGUGUUCUGGAUGUGUGUUACCGUGCUCAACAGAUGAUUGAAUUUGACAACUGCUGGUUUCUCGUCCCAAAGGAAGACCUCAACAAAUCGGCCACAUUACAAGUUACCACGUACAACCAGGCUUUGCUUUCAAGAAAAUUCAACUUGACGAUAACACACCUGAAUGCAUUAAAUGGCCUUGAAGAAUAUUCCGGACCAACAAACAUACGAAUUGAAGAGAUAUUGCCAAAUGGAGCCCGCCUUGUAUGGGAUAUACCAGAUACACCUUCAUGCUACGGGAGGGUGGAGAUAGCAUUAGUCGUCUAUCUUGGCAACGGACAAACUAGAGUGAUACAGGUUAACAGCGAACAGAAUUCAGUUGACAUUCUCGGCUUGGACCCAGACAAAGAGUAUAAUGUGUCACUGAAUGUUGGAUACGAGGAGACCGAACUGGCUGCUCUACCAUACGCUUUUAAAACUGCGGAGAAAGAAAAUCAUCUGAGUGUAGGCGUAAUUGUCGGUAUUUUUGUCAGUGUAUUAGUGGUUAUCGCAGUGUUGAUAGCAAUUAUUGUGGUCAUGUAUCGGCGAGGUCAUAUGAAGCCGAUACGACGAGGACUUGAAGCAGUAUCGGUCAGGUAUAGGUCAUCAAUGGCUGGCUUUGUCGUUCGCAGUAAAAACUCUCGGUCUCAUGAUAACUCUAUGUACAUCUACGGUGACAUGGACUACGCAGAUGUUGAUUCUUGGCAACUAGCUCGAAAUGACGUUAGUUUGCAAAGUAUCAUUAAAUCAGGGACGUUUGCUGACAUUUACACGGCGUCCAUCGCAAACAACUGUAACACAGUGAUAGCAAAGGUUCUUAAAAGUGAAUAUUCAAAACAAGACGAACAUCUAAUGAAAGCCAAAAUCAAUUACUUCUCUACCGUCGUUGGCAAGCAUGAAAAUGUAAUCAAGUUUAUUGGAGCAGUUGUCGACGACAUAGUCAUGGGACCGUUCAUCAUAUAUGAAUACUGCUCUAACGGGCAACUUAGUGACUAUCUGCAGACAAUGAAAUCCAACUUGACCUUGGAGUCACAGGAAAUACUAUACAGGUUUGGCCUUGGUGUAGCCCGCGGCAUGGAGUACUUGGCUGGAAAAGAGAUUGUCCAUCGACGACUGGCAGCACGGAAUGUUCUACUCGACAACGCUUUUGAAGUUAAGAUUGCUGGUUUUGGACCCAUGGACGUGGACGAACAGGGUGGAAAACGCGAGCGCAUUCCAAUCAAGUGGAUGGCUCCAGAAUGUUUGAAGACAACAAAGAAUGCGACAGAGAAAAGCGAUGUUUGGUCGUUCGGCGUUGUGUCAUGGGAAAUAUUCUCUGUCGGUGAUGCUCCCUAUGAAAAGAUUGGAGGAAGGGAAAUCCCAGGAAGACUGAAAUCCGGUUACAGGCUUCCAAAACCAGAACUGUGCGAUAAAAAGUGGUAUGACGUAAUGACGCAAUGCUGGAAAGCCGACCCAGAUCAACGCCCGACAUUCAAAGCCAUCAGAGAAGAACUGGAUGAGAUGUUUGUGGCCGCCCCUCAAGACGAUUACUACAUCUAUAGGAAAUAGUGUUUGACGAUCCGAACGAGAGAGAUUGUAUAUAUUUAACAUUACUGUCGAAAUAUGUGGUGUUAUAGAUAUUUGAAAAAAUAUUACAACUGCUUUACUUUGUUUAUUUUAAGAGCCAUAUAAUUAUAAUUGUAAUAUUAUCUGCGUAAAUGAGUAAUGCCAAGGUUGGUUAUUAUGUUAACGAAACGUUGAAUCAAUUGAUUUGGUAUAACAGUGUAAUGAUUUCAAAUUUAGCAAUUUUAAGAUAUAUUUAUUUGAUAUUUUAAAAAAAAAUGAAUGUCAACUUAUGAGGGACGAUAACUUGCGGAAAAUCACAGUGUUACAGUUUCCUCCACGUAACUCAUUUUUGUUGACUGCGUACUGCAUUUAUGAUAUAGAUCAUCGGAACUCCUCGGCCAUUUUUAUCAAUAACAACCUCGGAUGUAUGCCGGUACAUCAGUAAAAGUAGUUCGUAAAAUUUUGAAUUAUAUCAUUAAUGAAAUGUAGUAGUUUAGCUUAUAUUUGUUUAUCUAAGUUUAAAUUGAUUGCCAGUGAAGUGUAGUAUUGCAAACAUAAUUAAGAUUACCAAGAGUUAGGUCAUUAAGUUUAACUGCAAAAUUAAAUUACUACGCGAUCUACUUGCAGCGGACUUAAACAUUAAAAUUUCUGAGUACGCAAACCGUACAUAUACAUCCGAGGUUGUUUUCGAUAAAUAUGGCCGAGGAUCUCCGAAUGGAUGUAGAUAAGCAAUUACACGAAGUAGGAUUUGACAAACCGAACAUUGAAUUGAUUGAAUAUAUUUCACAGAAGUUUUGGUAGACAUUGAAAUUGUAGAAGACAUGUUAUACUUCUUUUAGCUUCUAUUUGCAUGUUUUCAUAUUUACGUUGUCAAUCAAAAACAGUAAUUAAUAUUGACUUUUCAACUAUUGUAUAUAUUUGGUGUUAGACCUAUUAAUUAUUGCCUUGCCUAUUCUCCUUCGUAUAUCUUAUAUCUUUUUUGUUUCAUAUCUAGUACAAUCAUUCAUAAAUUUGUCAAACAGUCAGUCACACACGCACGCACGCACGCACGCACGCACGUACGUACGUACGCACGCAUGCACACACGCACGCACACAACUAUUGAAGAUAUUGUAUAUAGCUAACAGUUUGUUUUUUAUACAUCGAGUAGUUGACAUUUGAUUUUAAGUAGACAUGUACUAUUUCGUAGUUCAUAUAUUAUCAUGGUUUGAUGUGAAAAUAAUAUCAUUUAUGAAGUUGUCAAACAGUACAGAAAAAAACUACUUGACCAUGAUUUAAAUGUUGAAAAUAUUGUAUAUAUCUGACAUUAUUUUGAAAGACAUCUGGUGGUACACAAUUGCAAUUAUAAAAGACCUGUUAUACAUGAUAUAUUAUAAUUUAUCAUUGUUUUAUGUUUAAAUUAUAUCAUUUAUGAAGUUGCCCAACGAUUAAAGAAAGAUUAAGUUGACUCUACAAUAAUUCAAAAUAUUGUAUACAUGUAUACCUGCUAAUUUUCUUUUCAAAAUAAAUUCCACUAACAGUUUAUUUAUAUAAAUGCAAACACAACAUAAAUUGUAACCGUACAUUCUGAUGGAAUUAUCAUUGUAUUCAUGAUAUACAUGUGUGUUUGUGUCUUUAUAUAUGUAAUCGCAUUUUAUUGUUAAAAUCUUAAAAUUAAAUUACUCCUCUGAAUGGAUGAUCAUCAUAAUAGUUUUCGUUUGUUUAUAUUGUUU
This is a messenger RNA of Mya arenaria, 5589 nucleotides long. RefSeq lists its product as uncharacterized. The record is from RefSeq and is a predicted model, not a curated record. The transcript is spliced from 26 exons. The coding region runs from base 191 to 3880 and encodes 1229 amino acids. Gene Ontology annotation, molecular function: ATP binding; protein binding; transmembrane receptor protein tyrosine kinase activity. NCBI's taxonomy places the organism in Eukaryota, Metazoa, Mollusca, Bivalvia, Myida, Myidae. Gene Ontology annotation, cellular component: signaling receptor complex. Gene Ontology annotation, biological process: protein phosphorylation; positive regulation of kinase activity; cell surface receptor protein tyrosine kinase signaling pathway.